AAUAUCCCUCCUCACCUGUCAUGACUUGAAAACAGAAUAAUUCCAGUAUCAAAAAUGGCACCUGGCCUUAACUGACCUGACCUGACCUUGUUCAUGCUUCCCUCUUCCCUCGCUUUCUCUCUACCCUUAAUUGAUGCAGUCUGCAUUCUCCGAUCCCUUCGUCGUCACUCCAUAGAGAUCAUUGAUUUGAUUUCUCCGAGUACGGUACAGUGCAGGAUUGGUUGUAUGUAUAGAUUCGAUUAGAUUAGAUUAGGGUAAUGGCGAUGAAGACGACGGCGGCGAGGUCUCAUCGGAAAUUGUCUAUAAACAAGGUUUUGGAAAGAGUUGGGGUUGAGGGAUUUGUGAUGAGUGGGAACUACAGCCCUAGCCAGAAAAGGUUCAAAUCGAACAAUAAUAAUUAUUAUUAUUCGUUGGAAGAGGAAGGGGAAGGGAGCGAUAUAAUAAUGGAAAUGGAGCAGAUGGGUGCUGCAAAGACGAAGAAUGUCCUGAUUCUGAUGAGCGACACCGGUGGCGGGCAUCGCGCCUCGGCGGAGGCCAUUAAGGAUGCGUUCGAGCUCCAAUACGGCGGGGAGUAUGAAUAUGAGGUGUAUGUGAAAGAUUUGUGGAAGGAAUACACAGGCUGGCCCUUGAACGACAUGGAGGCUCAAUACAAGUUCAUGGUGAAGCAUGUCCAGCUUUGGAGCCUUGCAUUCCAUGGCACUUCCCCUAGAUGGAUACACUCCCUCUACCUUGCUGCCGUCGCAGCCUUCUACGCCAAGGAGGUGGAGGCUGGUCUAAUGCAAUACAAGCCGGAUAUUAUAAUCAGCGUCCAUCCGCUUAUGCAGCAUAUACCUCUGUGGGUGCUCAAAUGGCAGGGGCUGCUCAACAAGGUCAUCUUUGUUACAGUCAUUACCGACCUCAAUACUUGCCACCGGACAUGGUUUCAUCCAUGGGUUGAUCGCUUGUACUGUCCGUCACCAGAGGUGUUGAAGAGGGCAUUGGUAGAUGGCCUUGAUCAAUCUCAAAUUCGCGUAUUUGGCUUGCCUAUUCGCCCCUCUUUUUGUCGUGCAAUUAUAUCAAAGGAUGAUUUGCGGGUAGAACUUGAAAUGGACAGAGAAUUGCCGGCCGUUCUGCUGAUGGGCGGGGGAGAAGGAAUGGGCCCUGUCGAGAAAACUGCAAAGGCUCUUGAAAAAUCCCUUUACAAUGCCGAUUCCAAUGCUGCAAUCGGACAAGUGGUCAUCAUUUGUGGUCGUAACGCCUCCUUAGCUGCCACAUUACAAUCUCACCACUGGAAAAUCCCUGUCAAGAUCAGAGGAUUCGAGAAGCAGAUGGAGAAAUGGAUGGGCGCUUGUGAUUGCAUCAUUACUAAAGCCGGACCGGGUACCAUAACGGAGGCCUUGAUAAGAGGCCUCCCGAUUAUUCUCAACGACUACAUUCCUGGACAGGAGAAAGGAAAUGUUCCAUACGUCGUCAACAAUGGCGCAGGCGUAUUCACGAGAAGCUCCCAAGACACAGCAAGGAUCGUGGCUGAAUGGUUCAGCACAAAGGCAGAUGAACUUAAGACAAUGUCUGAAAACGCCCGCAGACUUGCUAAACCGGAUGCAGUGUUCGACAUUGUCAGGGACAUUCACGACCUGUCGUGCCAGCGUGGCUCUUCCCUUUCAAACAUUCCAUUUGCAGACAUUAAUUCAUCAUUCUCCAGCUUCAUCUACUAGAUUGCUAAGAUUGGCUUAGCCUUCCGGUGCUUGUACAUAAGGUGUUAAGAUAAUAGCUGGUCCAAAAUCUUUGUUUUUUUUUUUGUAAUCAAUUGAAAGGCUAAUACCAAGUGUGUGCUUAUGUUGUAUUCUUUGUAGUAAGCUUGUGUUUGGUCUGAUUUUCUGGACUUAGAAUUUGUUUACCAAAGUUUUGGAAUGAAGUUGAAUGUAAGUUUGGACAUGAGGCUUUAAUUUCCUUGUACCAUCAC
Andrographis paniculata is the source of this 1942-nucleotide messenger RNA. RefSeq names its product monogalactosyldiacylglycerol synthase 2, chloroplastic-like. The transcript has 8 exons. Gene Ontology annotation, molecular function: hexosyltransferase activity. Gene Ontology annotation, biological process: glycolipid biosynthetic process. NCBI's taxonomy places the organism in Eukaryota, Viridiplantae, Streptophyta, Magnoliopsida, Lamiales, Acanthaceae. The coding region runs from base 258 to 1694 and encodes 478 amino acids. The record is from RefSeq and is a predicted model, not a curated record.